AUGCUCUUGUUCCAUGGGGUCAGAAAUAUUUUUCAUUGUAUGGAAGUGAUAUUCAAAAGUUCCUCGCACUUAUUUGUGUGCUUACUCUCUUUUCGAUUUUUUAAUGCCUUAUUAAUACAAACAUCGUAUGUGCCAGAUGAGUAUUGGCAGUCUGUUGAAGUUGCACACAGUUGGGUGUUUGGAUAUGGAACACUCACAUGGGAAUGGGAACCGAAAAUCGCACUUCGAAGUCCUGUUCAUCCACUUUUGAUUAGCUUCGUAUAUAAAGUAAUUGCAAUUCUUGGUGUUGAUUCACAGUGGAUGAUAACGAAGUCACCUCAACUUCUGCACGGUUUCUUUGCAGCUAUUGCUGAUUUGCACUUGUACAAGCUUAUCAAUCAGCUAUCUGGAUUUGAAAUAGCCAAAUGGACAUUAUUUCACCACAUUUGUAAUUGGUUCACUAUAUAUUGUGCUCCGCGAAGUCUAUCAAACUGCAUUGAGUGGUGCUUAUGCAUAAUUGGUUUAUCCUAUUAUCCAUGGAAUGUGAUAUGUCAGACGGACCAACACUUCAUUCAGUCAACAGUAAACAAAUGUCGUGAUCAGUCGAACUGGUUCAUUUUCAUUGCAGUAGUUUGUGUUCUAAUACGUCCCACAGCUUUAAUUAUUUGGUUACCUUUAUGUUUUUGGCAUAUAUGGCGAAAGUGUAAGAUAGCUAGCCUACUUAAUACCGAUAAUAAUCAUGAUUCCAAAGAAUAUCCAAAGCACUCCGGGACAAAACGGUUUCUAAGUCAUGUUAUCUACCAAUUUGGUACUUACUUCAGCAUUAUUUUCCCUUGCGUUGCAUUCUCGUGCGUUCUGGAUCGUUGGGCAUUCGGUGAGUGGAUAAUCAACCAGUGGAAUUUCGUCAAAUUCAAUAUUCUUUUUGGAGGAUCAGAAGUUUAUGGCGUUCAGCCUUGGCACUGGUACUUAUCCCAAGGAUUUGUAGUUAUGUUGUUAACACAAACACCUCUAACAGUAAUUUUUAUAGUUAUGUAUUUCAUUUAUGGUCCACGUUUAGUAAGAGAUCUUACCAGACAGAGAAAGAAGUCGGAUUACUCAAACAACUCUAGUAAUCAAUCGCUUUGUGAUCCAUGUGGCUUGUGCAUUGUUCUCUUACUAUGGACUAUAAUAUGUUAUAGUUUCUUACCGCACAAGGAAUUCCGGUUUAUCUUCCCAUCAAUUCCAUUAGCUAUGUACUUUUCUGGUAUUACGUCAGUGUGCUUCGUCCGUUACGGGUUCAAACUAAACUUUCUGCGAAACCAGGACACUCGACGCCGAUGCUUGGUGUCAUUCAUCAUUUUAACACAUAUCCCAUUGGCAUUGUAUACAUGUUUAUUGCAUCAACGUGGUGGACUUGAUUCAAUUAAAUUUUUGAACAAACAGAUAUUGAAAAAUCAGCUUAGAGACGAGGACGCAGCCGUUCUAGGCUUGAUGCCAUGUCAUACAAUCCCAUCAGUAGGCUAUCUACACAGAAACAUUUCUUUUAAGCAACUAACAUGUGAUCCAGAUUUGACAAAAUUGAUACGUAGUAAUUAUCAGUAUAUCGACGAGGCUGAUCUGUUCUAUGAAAACCCAAGAUUGUGGUUGGAAAACUACAACAUUUCGUUAUUUGUUGGAGCGAAUAGUCAUCGUCCAAAACCAAGGUUUAUAUUUAUGUUUGACCAUCUGAUUAGUACUUAUAAAUCUGUACAACUAUUUUUAGUGUCAUGGAACUAUAAAUUAUGUGGCGAGUUGUUUUUCUCCCAUAUACUGACUCAUUCUAGAUAUGGUCACAAUAUACUUUUUUACUGUCUAAACUAAACUAUAUUUGACUUUACUUUUUCACGUUUCAAAACUAAUCGCAAAAUAAAAC
Messenger RNA from Schistosoma turkestanicum, 1870 nucleotides. NCBI's taxonomy places the organism in Eukaryota, Metazoa, Platyhelminthes, Trematoda, Strigeidida, Schistosomatidae. The record is from the annotation of a GenBank genome assembly.